AUUAUGCACAGGUUAUUUUGAUAAUCUUGUGGGGAAUCGUUCGCUAAAUGAUCUGCGGUUUUCUGUCUUUUUGUUUUCUUCCAAGAUAAGCUAUGGUGUGACCAAAAGCAGUCAGUGUAAAAUUAUGGAUUGCAUUUGUGGUGGAGUGGUUGUUACAGUUUAUGAUACAUGUAGCUUUUCGGUUUUCUGUCAGCUGACAUUUGUGUUUUAACAAUGAUGGUCUUUGCUUCUGCAUCUGCGUCGCAUUUUAAUGCACCACAAACUCUUACCAGACUUCCCUGCCUCUGGGUAGGUUAUGUGAAUUUAACAGACAGCCUCGGACCGCAUUCAGGAGCGCAGGAGCUAUGAGAAGAUACUUGUGGACUUCAUUCUUCGGAAGACAUACAGCCUUUAUUUAAGAAAGCAGUGAAAGGCGAGUGUAGACGGCGGCAUCGUCAGUAGUAAAAGUUGAACUGAAAGCGCACAUUCAGUAAAGGAAACUGAUGCGCGUAAGAAGGGAUGCCAGCCAGGCGUGGCUUGUGUUUGAAUAUCCAAUGUGAGAAUGCGUGGGGAGUAUGUAUAUAAUAGAGUCUUUCCAUCUGAUAAACAGAGAUAUCAAACUGAUGAAUAUAGCAAAGGACCAUUAAUAAGCUGAGAGGACUGCGCUGAUUUGGAGGAGCACGACGCGCUCGGUCCGCUUUGUGCGUGCAUGGACCGGACCUCUGAGUCUGAGCUGCACCGUAAACUUUUCUCCCUCCUUCAGCCACCGUACAUUAGAAAUGCCUUCGCUUAAUUUGACAGCUGUGCAUACGAUGGCAGAGGUCGGGAGUUUUCUGGGGACACUCGACUUGGAUUUACAAAGCUUUCCUGCGCUCGGGAAUAUGCCCCUACCGGAGUCUCCCGUGGGCUUGAAUGAGCGGCUGGGACAGAUUGAGGGGAGGCUGCAGCGUGGGUCACCGACGGAUUUUGGGCACCUCAAAGGGAUCCUGAGGCGGCGGCAGCUCUACUGCAGGACAGGCUUUCAGCUGGAGAUAUUCCCCAAUGGGACAGUACACGGGACAAGACAGGACCACAGCAGAUUCGGUAUCCUGGAGUUCAUCAGUCUGGCAGUGGGUCUGGUCAGCAUCAGAGGAGUGGACGCUGGACUUUACCUCGGCAUGAAUGAGAAAGGAGAGCUCUAUGGGUCGAAGAAGCUGACAGCAGAAUGUGUGUUCAGGGAGCAGUUUGAGGAGAACUGGUACAACACUACGCUUCAACUCUAUAACAAACACACGGACACGGGGCGGUUCUACUACGUGGCCUUAAACAAGGAUGGUUCGCCAGGGAGGGCGGCAGGGACUAAAAAACACCAGAAACUCACCCACUUCUUACCAGGCCAGGAGAUUGAAAAGAUCCCUCAGGCAUACCGGGACUUAUUCCAGUACAGGUGACCAGUGCUCCCCUCACAAGUGGUUCACUUGGAGGGACAGAAAAAGAGAGAGCAGUUGUUGUGGGACUUUGGAACCUAGGUACCGAACUGUUUUACCCUCUCAACCUUGUUGCUUUCAUCAGCUACUCCUGAGGUCACUUGCGUUUGCGCCUCGGCCAAACACGUACAGCACUGACAUAAACAUUGUGCAUGUCCCUGGAUGAAGCCUCACUUGCCUCUACAGUGGACGUGUGACCUUAGUGAGGAGGGAAAGUUAUCCUGUAAAACCACUGCAGACAUGGAGAAAGGAGGUCAAAACUGAUGGAGACGGUGGCCUCAGGCCCAUAUGACUGCCGGCUGUGGGCCAAUUUAAAAUCAGUGCCAUGUUUUGUCAAUAACCACUUUUUAGACGUGUAUCGAAGUGACAUGCACGACCAGCUGCAGUCCACAGCCUUUUUUUUUUUUUUCCUUUCUUUGUGUAGCACUAAGUCUGUGGGCAGAGCGUGAUGGCUGACUUUUACAAACUAUGAAAAAAAGUGAGUAACAUUGAAUAAAAGACUUUUAGGAGUUCCGGAUGACAGAAAGCACUGCAGAUGACACAGCAAUGGUCAUGUGAAAUGUAAAAGAGGGCACAUUCCACAUUCAUGAUGAUAAAUAGGAUGGUCAGAGAUAGCGCAUGAAAAGUGACAGGUUGGCAAAGUCAGGUACUGAAGAGUCUGUGAGAGGAAUGUCUGUGAGGCAGAGAACAAACUGUAAUGAGCCAAACUGGAGUUUUAUUAAGAAUUAUUCCAACUCAAAGGUGAAGAUGGAACCCAAUCUUUACAAUGAAUGUGGGAUCAAUGAAAGAGCACUUACUGCACAUGCCCGGUCCCAGCUGUAAGCUCAUUUGAUCUCUUCAUCUGAUUCACAUUAAAUAAACAUCUUAAGCACCAUCUUCUAGGAAAUGACAAGCAAAAAAAAAAAAAAAGU
Sphaeramia orbicularis (orbiculate cardinalfish) is the source of this 2356-nucleotide messenger RNA. RefSeq names its product fibroblast growth factor 16 (gene fgf16). The record is from RefSeq and is a predicted model, not a curated record. NCBI's taxonomy places the organism in Eukaryota, Metazoa, Chordata, Actinopteri, Kurtiformes, Apogonidae. Gene Ontology annotation, molecular function: growth factor activity.